Messenger RNA from Cotesia glomerata, 1925 nucleotides. RefSeq names its product casein kinase I-like. The record is from RefSeq and is a predicted model, not a curated record. The transcript has 5 exons. The coding region runs from base 474 to 1535 and encodes 353 amino acids. Lineage: Eukaryota; Metazoa; Arthropoda; Insecta; Hymenoptera; Braconidae. Gene Ontology annotation, molecular function: protein serine/threonine kinase activity; ATP binding. Gene Ontology annotation, biological process: peptidyl-serine phosphorylation; negative regulation of canonical Wnt signaling pathway; signal transduction. Gene Ontology annotation, cellular component: cytoplasm; nucleus.
CGACAAAUUGGUGGGGUUCACUGUGCCACUAGUGACUUUCGCCAACCGUUUGUCCAUAAUUUCAACCGAUAACUUAGUAAUACAGGAGUGUAAUCAACAUUAUUUAGCUUCUGUUAAAAUAUCUGAUGAUAAAUUAAAUAAUUGUAAAGUCAAAUGUAAUUAUAAUUGGUGUUGUGGUUAUUUUAUAUUAAUUACAAUAUUGAUAAAUUCAUGACAAUGUUUGGUACCUUCUAGUGCUCUCUCGUGGAUAAUGAAAUACUCUUAAUCACGGCAUUGACAAAUUCAACAGACCAACAAGAUUUAUCAAUAAAUUUAGUAAACGACAUUAAAACGUAUAUCAGAGUGUGCUUGCGUUUAGAUAAGAGAGAAAUAAAAAGAAAAAAAUAAAUCGACCGAAAACGACGGCCAGUGAAGAAAAGAAAAGAGUAUAUACGGGUGUGUUUUCCUAUUUAGACUAAAAUACAAGAGAAAGCAUGGCGAUGCUCGGUGGUGUGCUGGGCAAGAGCGAAUUUAUUGUUGGUGGAAAAUACAGACUAAUGAGAAAAAUUGGAUCUGGUUCAUUUGGUGACAUUUAUCUUGGCAUCAACAUUUCAAAUGGCGAGGAAGUCGCUGUCAAACUAGAAAAUGUGCGAGCACGUCACCCACAAUUGCUUUAUGAAUCAAAAUUAUAUAAAAUAUUACAUGGAGGCAUCGGUAUUCCACAUAUACGCUGGUAUGGACAAGAACGUGAUUGGAAUGUUUUGGUAAUGGAUCUACUUGGUCCUUCACUUGAAGAUCUUUUCACAUUCUGUUCACGAAGGUUUACAAUUAAAACGGUGCUUAUGUUGGCUGAUCAAAUGAUUGGUAGAAUUGAAUUUGUUCACUGUAAACACUUUAUUCACAGAGAUAUCAAGCCAGACAAUUUUUUAAUGGGUAUUGGUCGUCAUUGCAAUAAAUUAUUCAUUAUUGAUUUUGGGUUAGCAAAAAAAUACCGAGAUACUCGUACAAGGUGUCAUAUAUUAUAUCGUGAAGAUAAAAAUUUAACUGGUACUGCGAGGUACGCAUCAAUAAAUGCGCAUGUUGGUAUCGAGCAAAGUCGGCGUGAUGACAUGGAAUCACUGGGAUACGUUCUCAUGUAUUUCAAUAGAGGUUCGCUUCCUUGGCAGGGUUUGAAAGCAGCAACAAAAAAACAAAAAUACGAAAAAAUAAGUGAGAAAAAAAUGUCCACUCCUGUUGAAGUUUUGUGCAAAGGCUUCCCAGCAGAAUUUGCAAUGUACAUAAACUACACCAAGGGACUAAGAUUUGAUGAAAGCCCUGACUACAUGUAUCUCCGGCAGCUCUUCCGAAUUCUCUUCCGUACUUUAAAUCAUCAGUACGAUUACACUUUUGAUUGGACAAUGCUGAAACAGAAAGCAGGAAUCGCCCUCCCAGGAGCAGUAUCUGGAGUUACUGGUACAGCUGUUCCUGGACCACAAGGCCAAGGUCAGCAGACAACCGCUCUAGCCAACGCACAGACAAGCACACAGAGGAAUCCAGAGACGUUCGAUGUUCUCUAGAUUAUGCGUUUUCUAUUUUUAUUCUUUUUUUCGCUUUCUCUUUUCUGAUAUCUUUUCUUCUAUCGAGUCAUUUUGUUUUACAAUAUCGUUAAAAGCCCUGACGGACCAUUUUUCAUUUUUUAUUUUACUGUUUAAUUACUAAAUUUAUUUUAGUCAUUAUUAUGCCUAAAUUUGUGAAUAUUUCAUCUAUGACAUUACUUAAAAUUAAUUCUUUUUGUUUAUGUGGUACAGGCGAUCUACCAGUAAAUUUAUAGUGAUAACAAAAAAAAAUUUUUUUAACUAAUCUUCAAUUGAAAUUAGUAAUUAUGCUGCACUUUAAAAAAUUAUUCACUAAAUUUACCGUAAUGUAACACAAUUGUUUGAAAAGUUAUCAUGGAGCAAGGUCAAAAA